ACCUUCGCACCGUGUGGCAACCGUUUAACUCUGUCGUCACGCUGCUGGUUGAGGAUGUCAACAAUCAUGGAUCAGUUGCGCAUUCACUGCGCAACGAGGGACAACACGAGUAUUCUUACCACAUCGUUGUGUUUGCUUCUAAUCCCUUUUUACUAUUAAUAUCACGUCAGAAGAAGCGAGGCUCUGGCCUGUUGGCAACCACUUUCCGGAAGACAGCUGGCAUAGAAUCGAGUUGCGCAGCCUCUAUAACUGCCCUUCAUAAGCGUGACUGGGCCCAACGGAGUGCUCUUUCGUUCAUCCUCGUUUCCUUUGGAUCGUACUUCUAAAGCUUAUCGAUCAUGUACGGCCAAAAUGUACGGCGAAAUGAAGAAGCCAUUGUGGUGUAUUUAACGCAACACGAUUCCAUCCCACCAUGCCCUCCCGAGCUGAGACCCCAUAUGUCCGAAGGGGAUUGGUCAUAUCGCCUAUCAACCGUAAACCGGCUGGUCAAGCGGUACUCUAAGCCGAGGUUCGAGAAAGCUUGGUUCGGCUUGGGCCUCUUGGCUACUUUCAUUGCGCCUAUCAUUAUAUAUCAUUACCUUUUCAGCGUCGUCACCGUGAACGAGAACAGCACCCUCACCACGAAAGUAGUCGAGUUGCACCUCAUCGGAUUUGGUAUUUUCGUCGCAGUAUGCUUCCUGUUCUGGACACCUCUCGCAAUCUGGAAGGGUGUUGGUGCACUCAAAGUUCGCAAGGUGAUCGAGGGGUUUCAACGCGAGGAUGCAGCAAGGCAAUCUAGUCAGGCGGCACGUUUUCAUUGGAAGGUGCACCUUCCUGGGAUCUUCGGGACUCAGGCUAGCGUGAGCAUCACUUUGCCCACCGCACAGCCCUUCACAUCUUUCGACCCGAAUGGCCAAUUACCACCUUACAUCGCAGCUUAUCCAGCUCCCGCGUACAUGGACGCUGAGGACAGGAAAGACAAUGUUGUUCUGUACCAUGGCGCCUCCCUGGACAUUAAAGACCCUCUCCAAUUCGACGGGGAACAGACAUCAGUGCCCAGACAUUUUGACGAAAUCGAUCUUGGACACAGGGUUUGAAGGUGCAUACCACAAUGCCAAGCUCUUCGGACUCUUUAGUAGAGACACGGCUAGACUUGCGAAUAGCGUAACUUCCUGGAGAAGUUGAAGUGAAUGACAUUGCUUACGUGCAAAACACGGGGUUUGACCUCUUUGAGCACAUCAAUCAGCCUCUUCUCUGACGAGACCCAAAUCGUCCGGUUUCCGCACAGCUUUCUCAACCUCUUCCACAAACAACCUCAUCAGUUCCAUGUCGUCUGCAUCCAUGUAUUCUCCGUUAUCCAGCUGAACUAGAUCCGGACCACCUGUCGACACCCCCAACACUACUUUAAGCGCUCUCUCUCGUGCAUAUGACGACAAAGAAUCCAAAGAGCGGAGAAUAAGCGGCAAUCGUGGGUCAUCGCGUAGCAUAGAGCGAAUCUUCGGAGACGUGGCAAUGACGAGAUAUUGAGAAUUUUUCAGCGGCUUCGGGUCAUCGCGUGUCAAAGGAUCAAUAAACAUCGACGUUUCCGGUUCUGGAGGCCAGCGAAGGCUUGACAGUGGGCGGAGCGUGGCUCGCUGAUCAGUCACACCUUCGCAAUUUGAAGGUGGUUCAAUUGGAGGCAACGUCUUCUCCGGUACCGAUGAAGAAGUGGCAGAUCCGCCGCAUGAUGUCUCCUUAUGUUGUUUGUAACAAGCUACGGAGCAGUAUAGCACUUGACAAGCAGAGCACUUGUACUUGAACUCAGCGGUUUCACA
Molecule: messenger RNA, 1793 nt
Organism: Dacryopinax primogenitus
Lineage: Eukaryota; Fungi; Basidiomycota; Dacrymycetes; Dacrymycetales; Dacrymycetaceae
Exons: 10
Coding region: 339-1076 (245 amino acids)
Source: RefSeq, a predicted model, not a curated record